Schistosoma haematobium is the source of this 9087-nucleotide messenger RNA. Its product is annotated as KN motif and ankyrin repeat domain. The coding region runs from base 212 to 3142 and encodes 976 amino acids. Gene Ontology annotation, molecular function: protein binding. Gene Ontology annotation, cellular component: cytoplasm; cytoskeleton. The record is from RefSeq and is a predicted model, not a curated record. NCBI's taxonomy places the organism in Eukaryota, Metazoa, Platyhelminthes, Trematoda, Strigeidida, Schistosomatidae. The transcript is spliced from 10 exons. Gene Ontology annotation, biological process: negative regulation of actin filament polymerization.
GAAUAAUUUUGAGGUUAUCAUAGUUGUGCUGGUAUUUUUGAAGAAUGAGAAAAAAGUACUAGUUAUCGAUAAAUACUUUCAUCAAUCAUGUUUUUAGCGAUAUUAGGGAAAAUGUGUUUAUUUAAGUUAAAAUGUGUCCGUUAUACAGAUCCUUGCUAGCGGGCACUUGGGAUGCAUUUGUGAAACUAAAUAGUGAAAUUUGUUCUCUCAAAUGGAGGAUCCUGAACGACAUUUCGACUGGGAUCAUGGAUUUCCUGACAUAUCUCCUAUUUCUAACAACACAUCUUAUAGCUCAUUCAGAGUAAACCAGUCUUUAGAUAAAAACCUAGGCAUGUAUACUUUGCCUGAAUUUCAUAACGAAGAUAAGGACGAAUUUUUUAUUUAUGGGACGUGUAUAUCAGUACGUGGAGAGCAGUCUGAAUCCCGACCUGACUAUAUUGAUGAAACGGUAAAUGAUUCUCCAGUUCUUCCAGAAUAUACAUCAACAAAUGUUGAGGAAAGUUAUAAGUCAAAAAUUAAUGAAUUACACAAACAAAUAAGAAACUUAGAGGAGGAGGCUAGUCAGGUUCCUAUUCUGCAGGACAAUUUACGUUAUUUGUAUGAAGAAAACGUACGCCUUCAUGAGAAAGAUGAAAUUAAAGAGUCUCAUCGAUUUCAAAACGGUGAACACAUGGAUAGCACUGAUGAAGAAGUAGAAGAAAUUGUUGAAGAGGAAGUCCGAACAUAUAAAAAGGCUCCUAAAUCUGACCCUGUUGCUAAUGACCUUCCUAGUCCAAAUCACAUUGGUAAAUUGAAUAACGGGAUCGAUAAGAGCCAGUUUCCUUCGGAAUAUUGGUCUAAACUGGAGUCAUACUUCUACAAACGCUUUUUAUCGGAACGACCUUUUACUCAUAAAAUUGCCAUGCAGUCAUCGGAAGCUAAUAAACGCACCACAGCUACUAUGGCUUGUCCUAUCAAAUCGUCCGAAUUUAGAUGCGUUGGUAUCAAUGUUUGUCCGUCCAUUCAGGAAGUUGGAGUUCUCUGUUCACAACCAGAAACACGCGAAUUCGGCUGCCUUUUUUAUGAAACCGAGUCGAUGACUAAAGAAUGGUUGAAUCGAGUUUUCCCAAAAAUGGAAGACAAAAAUAAGAAGAUUGUACACAAGGUUAUACGAAGCUUUUAUGAAAGUCGUGAAGAAUUUGUUAGUACUUUGUUAUCAAUUAUUAAAAAGUCUGUUUGUCACGUGGGUAUUCAAUCUCAAAUAGUCAGCCAAUCUCGUGGUUGUUCACCUAUCCUAAAUGAAAUAGAAAAAACAGUCUCGAACCCGAACUUAGUCGGUCAGUCCCUUCAGUCACAGGUCUCUGAGUUUAUCCAGGCCAUGCCUGUUUUAAACAGUCGGUGUACUAUGACAAAACGUCAUCUGGGUGUUAAUGCUGGAUGUCUAACAGAGUCACCCGUCUUACGUAGUCAAGGUACCUCCCCAAAAAAGGAUUUACGAAGUUUUACUACAUGUGGUGUACAAUACGAAAGCAAUGUAGAAUUGGUUCAUAGGGCUUGUGAUCCAAUAUACCCUGAACUAAAACGUAUCGCAUCAUCAACACAAACACUUGAGUUCAGCAAAAUGGUCACUGACGUUCCUUUACAUAAAAAGGAUAUCAUAGUAAAGUCCUACCGAUCUACAGAAUCCUUUGAGAAGACUGAAAAACUUCCAAGUAUUCAAGAGACAAAUGAUUCGAAUUCUGUUUGCAUUACUAGGCCAUCGAGAUGUGAUUCUCCAAGGUUGAGUCAAACAAUGAUUCCAUUAUCGAGACUGCCUUCAUGUACAUCGAGUUAUUCUGAGGGUUAUACUGUAUCUACUGAAAGACGUAUGGUCGAUGAACUUUCACAACGUUAUAUGCUCUCGGAUAAAGUAAAUCUAGAUGAGCUAAGUUCUGGUGGGCAGACUGCAUUCCAGGAUGUUAUGUCAAAAAGUGUUGAUUUAGGAAGUACUCAUGUUAUAAAAGAAUUCCAACCAACCGUCGAAGUUUUUCAUCAUAUCGGUGAUGAAAUUGAAGAAGUUGAUCCUUCUACUUUGCCAGAUGAAAUGCUAUCCCCAUUUCGAGUAAAUUCACCUCCUGGGUUUCCUCUUUCCCCUGAUUUUAUUAAUUUGAAAUCUGAUCACAGAGUGCGCCAUAGUUCCGGUUUAUCUAAUCCACUGACUUCUGAUCCUCCUACUACGCCACCCGUAUUAAUACCUAUUAUUCAUGGACAAACUGCAAAACUCCCCGAGUCAGUCCCAAAACCAUCAUAUUCCAAAGUUCAUAAUAUGGAAAUUCUGAAACCUACUGCUGUCUCUUGGAUUCCUGUACGUAAUUACCGGUUCAUUUUAUCAAAUGAAGCAAAAAAAGCAUGUGAAUCUUUAAUUGGUUACUAUCAAGCUGAACCAACUGUUGGUAGAGCAGAGGAAAUGAAAGAUAAACUUCUGACUUUAGUGAAAAUUUGGUUUGAACUUGCUGCAACAUCACAAAUAGACUUACUUAGCAUUGAAGAUUUCAUUGCAAUUCUUCAUGAUCAUUCACCAUCUCUGUUACGCGAUGUAAUUCAAUCAAUCGAUGAAAACAACAGUACCUGUCUGCACUAUUCCGUUGGUCAUGGUGCUUGGCAAGUUGUCAAUCUGAUUUUAGAUACUGGACAUGCUCAUCCAGAUCAUAUUAAUCGAUCUGGAUUCUCACCUAUUAUGAUUGCUACGCUUAGUAAUAUAACUGAUUCUAGUGCUUUAAAAACACUUAGUCGACUAUUCAGUAUGGGUGAUGUUAAUCUCUGCACAAAUACAUCUGCUCGCCAAUCUCCACUUAUGUUAGCUGCAUUACAUGGAGGUGUAGAUAUUUGUUCUUUGCUUAUUGCACAUGGUGCUAACAUAAAUGCUCAAGAUGCUUCUGGUAAUACUGCCUUAAUGUAUGCAAUAGAACACGGUCAUAUCGAUGUCGUAAAAUGUCUCCUUGGUUGUAGAGACUUAGAUUUACCUUUGGUCGAUAACAAUGACAAAAAUGCUCUUGAUGUGGCAAAGUCAAAAAAUGAUUUAGAAAUAUUGAAUUUGAUUCAAUUGGCUUAUAGUGUUCCUUCAAAGGCAACUUCAUCCACCACUGAAAUUUCACCUGGAACCAGGUUAGUACAUAUUAUUUAAUCGAAUUCUUGACAUUUGUUCCUGUGAUACUCAUAAACUUUAUGAGUCUAUCUUGUUUACUGUUGUACAUUUGGUUUUUAUUGCGAUAUAUUUGGUUUAUCCAUAUGAAAGAUGGUUAGUUCAACCAGUAUAUCCGCUCAACAGCAUUUUUCUUAACUCACUGACAGUUGUAUAUAAGUGUAUACAAACGUAUAUAUAUAUACAUAUUUCAUACAAAAAUUCAAUCUUCCUGAGUAGAUAUUUGUGAACCAACAGUAUUUGCACACAACACAAUUAACAUGAGUGUAUUCACGUAGUUUAUUGUUUCUUCUAUUUAAUAAAAAAUAUGGAAUGUAAUUGUUCUACGUUUCUGCUCUGUUGACUCCUUUUCGUUUUCUAUUUUCUAAUAUAUAGAUAUAAAUCAAUAUAAAAAUAGUUUUUCUUUAGGUCAUUGUAUGCAGAAUAACAUGAGUGUAUUUGUGCGCCCGCUUUGUUUGCAUUAAAAAUGAACAUAUUCGAUCUUUUAUAUACGAAAGCUGUCCAAUAUUUGAAAAAAUCUAACAAGAUUAUUCAUUAUUGUUGUAUGAACUAUGUAAAUUACACAGAGAGUCAAUUUUAAUUUUGUUUCUAUUCGACAAUGUAUAUAGAUGCUUUUUUAUAUUUGUUAAGUUAUUGUUAACUUAGCUAGUAAAUUGUUUAUUACAUGUAUAUGAAUUCAUUGUAAAGUUCAUCAUACUGUGGAUCGAUAAUAACUAACUGUCGUUAUUAGUCUUUUUCAUAAACACUUACAUCAUUUAUUGUGUCCCAUUAAGCGACAGGAGGUACUCAAUCCUACUUUAGAAUUAUCCUCCAGUUGUGUAUAUCAUAUAAUUUAUACGGUGUUGUUUCUAAGAUUUUCAGAUCUUACUGCUUCUUUACUACCAAUAUACUACUUAGUCAGAAUCCUAUCAUGAUUUCAUCUGGUAGUUACUCGGUAUACAAAUAAUUCACAACUUUUCAUAUAUUUAUAAUAAUUGUUAUGUCUUUAUAUUCUAGAACAUAAGAUACGGGAAAAAUAAUCCAACUAUAAUUUCGGGUUAGCUCAAAUACUUUUUGCUAUUGCUGUGAGCAUAACUUUUCUUUAAUCUAUAUAUUCUGCACGGAGUAUACAAAAAUUUGCACAUACCAAUCCUAUUACUUCCUCUUGAAAAAAAGACAACUUAUUAGCUUUUCACGUUUUUUUUAAUUUUGGCUAGGUGUAUAAAACAGUUUUCAUCAUUGAUUCAAACUUAAUUUUUCCACACUUCCCACUUAUUUUUACUAUCACGUUUUUUCGGGGUUUUUUUUACGUGGAUUAGUUGACUGGUGAUACCUUAAGAUGUGAAAUUCAUUGUAUAAACUACUUUAUGUGUUAAACCAAAGGUUACAUUUUCAUUGUAUAAGGUUAAACCACAGUAAAACUUUUCAUCUGUCAUACAGUUAUAGACAAAGUAGAAUGUGCUUUGACCCAAGUUGUCACAUCUCACAUUAGUACAGUAAGGAAGGAAUUUAAGGGGAAUUUCUUAAUUAAAAAGAGGAUUCAAAUUUAUAAUAAUUAUUCUAAAUCCCAUUUACAGUGAACCGUUUCAGCAUGAAACUUCAUAAUCUAUGAAGUCAUAUCCCACCUACGGUUGUAUGAACAUAUCCAGGUAAACCUAAGCGUUUUCAAAUGUCUGGUCGAAACAUCCACCAUCAAAUCUGAAAUUUACCCUAAGAUUUUCAAUUCCCAGCCUCCAGAAACUUUAAUUUCGAACAAUCUCUUUGUAUCAGUUACAUGCAAGUUUACAUCUUAUUUCACACAUUCAAGCAAAUCUCAGAAAUCAUUUUAUUUAACCAUUAGAUCGUGAUGUAAUCAUAGGGUUUGUAAUAACUCUGAACUACCAUUUUCUUAGACUGACACGUCAAUACUUUCUACUCCUUUUGUUCCAUUUAAUUACUACGACCUUUUAAACGUCGCUAAGAACUAGGGGUUUAAUGUUAUUGUCGAAUUAACACUGUCCCAAGAAUAUAAGCAAAUGCAAAAUAACUGAGGAUAACUUGUUUUCCUAUACAACCACCAUCUCAGUAAUGCUAUUUUCAUGCAUCCUCAUGGUGAUUCUUUCAUAACCGAUGAUUUUAAAUUGUUAACAAAUUUUCUAAGCUUUGAUAACCCUAUAUUAGUUGAUUAAUGCUAAUGUUUUGCCCAUUAAAUUUAGAUCUUUAACAAUCAUUUUGAUUUCCCUUACUGAUAUGUUUCUCUCUUGAUGUGGAUAAGGGUUAUUCGACUUAAUUAACGAGAUUUUUUCCAAUGUAAAUUGAGUAAAUAAAAAUCUAGCAAAGGGAAUAUUUUUCUUUAUCAUUAAAUGAAUCUUUAUUUUCAUGUCAUUAAAGCACAUGUCCUUCUAUCUUUUAUUUCAAAUUAUUUAUCUUGCCACCAUAUUUAUAAUUUCAGUGAAAUUAUUAUUAUUUUUGAUGUAUAAAAUAUAAUGCCCAGUUAUAGUUUAUCUGUUUGAUUAACUCUUGUAUCACUUCUGUUGCGUGUGUAUUUGUCCACCCCUAAAAGUAAAGUGUGCUAGAAAAUUAGCAGAUUUCUUAUAAUGUUUUUCACUUUCAUUCUACCUUACUCAAAAAGUUAUAUUCCUAAGAUAUUUACAUAGAUCUUCAUUAUCCCCAUUGUUUGUAUACAAUGAUAGCUAUUUCUUAAAUUUCCAGUAACAUUGUCCCAAAUGAGGCUAUCUAUACAACUUUGAAAUGGGUUCUCAGCGGUAGACUUUAUAAGCCUGUUUGCUCUUACAACAUAUUCAUUCUGAGUCGUCAGAUAAUCAAAUAGUUUAGUAAUUCUUUGUAUACAGGUGGUUAUUUUACGCUCUAUUUCUUCGACAAAAUUUAAAAAAUCACUACAACUUAAUUGAAUGAAUACCAAAGUAAAAAACUUGUAGUUUGUAGUUCUACCUCAGUUGCUGAACAAUUUUACUUUAAAGCUAUCUUUACUUAUAGUAUUUUUCUUACCACUUACUUUCAAAUUUCAGUAAAUAAGUUCAUCGAACUACUCCUAAGCCCUUUAUUCAAAUAUAUUAUCUACAACAUAAACUAAAUAAAUAAAUACUCAAAUCUUCACUGUUAUUAUAAAUUCAUACAAUUAUUCGUCAAUUUUAGAACGAACAGUUUGACAAAAAUUGUACACUGAGUAUAAUAUUAUUAUAAAUGUUUGGUCACUAGGUUAAGGGAUACGCUUAAAAUUAUUGAAACAGGUCUGUAAUAAUGUAUAGCCAAUAGAAUUUUAUUUAUUCUACUGGCCCUUGGUUCCUGUUUAGCUAUCAUUUCGCAUAAUUAAUGAAAUUUUCCUGAAGUUUAUUUCACUCCUUGUUUCUAUUGCUUGAAUUUCUUUACAGAUAUGCUGUUGAACGAAGAAAUACACAUAGAUUACUGUUAGACCUAUGUGACUUACAUCAAAUUCCCAUCCCAAAACCAAUUCAAUAGUGUUUGUAGUUACUAUUUAAUAUUAAUUUACUUCUUUUGUUUUGAAAUAUUUCUUUUUUUCUCAUAUUAAUACCAUUUAUUCAGUACUUUAUUUUGCUUGAUUGUUUAAUAACUCCUACACUUCCUGUUUCUUGUAUUGGGAUCAUUCCUUUUUUUCAAUUUUUGCAAUUACUACACUACAUUUUAUGAAGGCUGUGUAUCUUUAUUCUUUAUUCUUUAAAACAAUUAUAUUAAAAUAUUGUAUACUAAUUAUUAGCCAGCUUGUUUACUAAUUCUAUAUUUAUUUUAUAAGCUUUAUUAUGUUAUUGUUUUCGGAUAUUUUUAUAUUUACAAUUUAUUUAUACUUAUCAGUUCAUUACUACAGUUGUUGUAUUUUAUAUUUUAUGAUAGUGUAUGUUCGUCAUCAUUAUGUAUUUGCCAUAAUAGUAUUCGCAACAUUUUAAAGUGAUAAAUUGUUUGUAUACCUUAUAUAAUACACUACCUUUUCUUUAUCCAACCUGAUUUUCGUGUAAUUCUCCGUAGUUUAAUCAUAUUAAUGAAAAUGCUUACAAUGAGUUGUAGGAAAAAGUUUGGAAUGAUAAAUACCUGAUGAAUUCAGCAGGGAUUCAAUUUACCACCAGCUGAAUCCGUGAAAGGAAAGAUCUAUACCCUCGAUUUGGCAAUAUCGAUUGAAGAUGUUUCUUACAUCUGUAGAAGUUUGGUCUUCGACGGUCAUUAACAUGAUAAAAUAUAUAUGACAAUUCUUCAAACAGUUGUAUAUAACGUGUUACUACCAUCUGACAUUCAUAAGUGCUUGGGAUGUUCACAUAUUUGAAGAAAUAAUAUUUAAAGUAACUUAUAGAUUUCUGAUACCUAUACUGAUUUUGCUGUUGAUUCUUCUGAACACGUAAUGAUGUCAGGAUGAAAACUUAUUUUAAUCACUUCGCAGACUCGAUUUGGGCAAUGCUUCCUACUAAAUUUGGGACAAAUGCUAUUAUUGGAAAUAGUCUCUAAAAAGUUGUUUAGUAGCUACUAAUCUAAGUCAAGUUCCAACCGGGAAAAAUGAGUGGAAAGUAUAUAGUAGUAUUUCGUUUACAUGACUUAUAAUUAUUCUAUUAACCUGAUGGCGUAUGCUUUGAUAGUAAGGAGAUUAAUUUUUCAAUGUUUCACAAGACGAACCUGAACCACAACAUACCAUGUCACAAUGUGAUCGUACGGAGCAAAAUUUGCUUGCUUUAAUAAGCACCUCCAGAAGGUUAUAUCAGUUCUUUGAAGUGCUAGAUGCCUAUAAAUCACUUUACUAACUUUUUAUUAUUGUAUUUUAAUUGUAGAACUUUGGGUUCUUCAUUUUCGCGCCAAAGGAGGCUAUUAUUACCUUCACUUUGUGUUUCUCGCCUGGAAGAACUGCGAACAACAUUCGUCCGUUCUCUCAUUUUGUACACCAUUUCGUGAUGCUGAUCAACUACAUUUUCGUUUUGUAUAUAUUAUGCAUGAGUUAUGUGCUUAUCAUUCGCUCUUCUCAGCUGCUCGUGGAAUUGUGUUUUCUCGGCUGAAUUUAGCAUUCUCAAUCUAAUUAGCAAGGCUGGGGCUCAGAGGAAUGCUUUAACUUGUCCUGCUUUUUAUCCUGUUUGCCGGUUCAAGGUGAUAUCUUGAUCCUUCGAACAUAACCAUAGGUCCAAAUCCCAACAGAUAUUUGCACGAUGAUUAAAAAGUUGGAAUUUCUGUCAAAACAAUCCAAUUAUCCUUGCAUGUUCCUUCCUGCACGAUCUAAGAAUUUGACGAUUUAAAUGCAAUUAAUGAGAUUUUUAUUUCCAAUGAUAUAUUCCUGUCUGAAUAUGAACGGUCUCUUCUGUAAAUAUGAAUUUGUCUGUUAUAAUUAGCCUAUUUGUGCAAAGGAUUGUCAGAAGGUGGUUUCAUUUCCUUUUCGUUGCAGUAUUUGUGUCUGAUUAAGACGAAGGACAUUUGCUCGAAAGUGAAUCGAGAAGCGAAGUAGUUUCACGAGUAUCUGCACAACAAAAAAUAACUCAGAAAUAAUCUGAUACUAGUGUUUUGAGACUGUCGAUAUAUUUUUAUUGCUAUCGAAGUUCCAUGGUGCACUUUUCAUACGUGUAUCCGAACGUUGUACUCGUCAUUUUAUGAUCGAUCACCGAAGGCAAAUUAGCUAAGUAAGGACUAUCAUACCAAUGUCCUUGAAUAUAUAUUUCACUAAUUAAAUUGACUAGUAUAUACAGCAGUAAUAAAUAAUCGAGGUAUGAUUGAGAUUAUUCUGCAUGUCUGUAGUAUUUAUACAUCAAUAUUGUAAUAGGAUAUGAUUAACUAACAGAGCGAUGGGCAACCGGGCAAAGGAAUAUUAAGAGGAUUCACAUGUAGGCAUUCGAAGUAAUCACACAACUGAGCACAAAUUAACAAAUAGGCUUAAAUCAAAGUAUUUUUCAGCCACAUAGUCCAGUACACGCACCAAAUUGUAUGGUUAUAUACCACCACUCUCAAAAGACUUCGCACUUUGAGCG